UGAUGCUUUUUGACUUUCUGCAUUAGUUCUCCUUAUUUAUUUCUUGUUUUCUCCAUUUAAUGGAUGAAAUGAAACUCAGACUUUGGCGCUUUUAAAUAGUAUUCUUGCAAUUCAAGAAAAUAGACUACAUUUAUUGAGGGACUCUUGGUCUGCAUUAAUCCACAGAAUGAGGGUUGAACUAAUAAUGGGGAGAGUUUCAGUUCUUGGUUUCGUUCUUGCAAUUCUUAGCAUCCUAACUAGUGAUUUUGGUUGUAAUGGAGAUGGCCUUUCCAGGACCUGUUCCCAAUCUGAUCUACAAGCUCUUAUUGACUUCAAAAAUGGCCUUCGAGAUUCUGGGAACCGGCUCUCAUCAUGGCAAGGGAGCAACUGUUGUCAGUGGGAGGGUAUCAGCUGCAAUAAUAGAACUGGUGCUGUCAUUUCCAUUGACCUCCACAACCCAUAUCCAGUAAGUUCUGCAUAUUCUUUGAGUACAAGCAGGCCCGAGUUUUGGAACUUGAGUGGUGAGAUCAGACCAUCAGUGCUAAAAAUUAAGUCUUUACAGUACCUGGACUCGAGUCUCAACACAUUUAAUCAAAUCCCAAUUCCUGAAUUCUUAGGAUCCCUGCAAAGUUUGCAAUAUUUGAAUCUAUCAAAAGCUGGGUUCAGUGGAGCAGUUCCUCCAGCUUUGGGAAACCUAUCUAGCUUGCAGUUUCUUGAUGUUUCUUCUGAAUUUUCAGAUCUUUCUGUUAAUAGUUUUGAUUGGGUUCCUGGUCUUGUCUCAAUCAAAUAUCUUGCUAUGACUGGAGUUGACCUUUCCAUGGUAGGAUCCACCUGGGUUGAGGUAUUAAACAUGCUUCCACAUUUGACUGGCUUGUAUCUUUCAAACUGUGGCCUAUCUGGUUCCAUUGCAUCUCUUAAUCCGGUUAAUUUUACUUCACUUGCUGUUCUAGACCUCAGUUUCAACAACUUUAACUCCUUGUUCCCAAACUGGCUUGAAAAUGUUAGCAGUCUAGCAUAUUUUGAUCUAAGUAGCAGUGGCUUGUAUGGUAGUAUACCACUUGGUCUUAGUGAACUUCCAAAUCUUCAGUACUUAAGUCUUGCUAUGAACAAUAAUCUUUCUGCUAGUUGCUCUCGGCUGUUCCAAGGCAGUUGGAAGAAGAUUGAGGUUCUGGAUUUUGCUAUGAAUAAACUUCAUGGUCAACUUCCUGCUUCCAUUGGAAACAUGUCAACCCUCACCAAUUUUGAUCUGUUUGUCAAUAAUGUUGAGGGUGGGAUUCCUAGCUUCAUUGGCAAACUCUGCAACCUGCAAACUUUUGACCUCUCUGGCAAUAAUUUGAUAGGCAGUUUGCCUGAAGUCCUUGAAGAAACAAAUUGUCUUCCAAAUAGUCCGCUUCCAGGUUUAAUGUACUCGAGACUAACCAGCAAUCAUUUAGUGGGUAAUUUGCCAGACUUGUUGGGUCAGCUUGAAAAUCUUGCAGAACUGUCUUUAGACAACAACUUGUUACAAGGUCAAAUUCCUGCUUCUUUAGGCAACUUAAAAAACCUAGCCAAUUUGGGACUUGCAGGGAAUCAACUUAAUGGGACUCUCCCUGAUAGUCUCGGUCAACUUUCUCAGCUCUCUACCUUGGAUGUUUCUCUCAAUAAUUUGGCAGGUUAUAUUUCUGAAGCACAUUUAUCAAGGCUUAGUAACCUGAAAUUCUUGUUCUUGGCUUCCAAUUCAUUAGUUUUCAAUGUCAGUUCGAACUGGUUACCUCCAUUUCAGGCUCAGAAUCUGGAUUUAGGUUCAUGUCAUUUGGGUCCUUCUUUUCCAGGUUGGCUUAGAAAUCAAAAAAAAGUAGUGGCUCUAGAUAUCUCCAAUGCUAGCAUCUCUGAUGCCAUACCCAACUGGUUUUGGGAUAUUACCUCCACCCUAUCAUUGUUAAAUGCUUCUUUUAAUCAGUUAAGUGGCCAGCUCCGAAAUCCAUUCAGUGUAGCUCCAUUUGCAGAUGUUGAUUUCAGCUCCAAUCUUUUGGGAGGACCUAUUCCACUUCCUGAUGUGGAGAUAGAGUUACUUGACCUCUCCAAAAAUCAGUUUUCAGGUCCCAUUCCACAAAAUAUAAGUGAAUCCAUGCCAAACUUGAUUUUUCUCUCUCUUUCAGAUAACCAAUUGACAGGAAAUAUCCCGGUCUCAAUAGGAGAUAUGCUGUCUCUCCAAGUUAUUGAUCUCUCACGCAACAACUUGAUGGGAAGCAUUCCUGCAAGCAUAGGGAAUUGUUCCUUCUUAAAGGCUCUAGACCUUAGUUUGAACAACCUAUCAGGGAUGAUUCCAGUGACAUUAGGCCAACUAAAUCAGCUUCAGUCACUUCAUUUAAGCAACAACAAGCUUUCAGGAAACCUCCCAUCAUCUUUUCAAAAAUUAUCAAGCUUGGAAACCUUGGAUCUUGCAAAUAAUGAGUUAUCAGGUAAGAUUCCAUGGGGUGGAGGUGGCUUUUCAAGGCUUAGAAUUCUCAGCUUAAGGUCAAAUGCAAUUUCUGGUGAAAUUCCCCCCACACUGUCAAAUUUGAGUUCACUGCAGGUCCUUGACCUUGCCGUAAACAAUUUGACAGGCAGCAUGCCAGUCAAUUUUGGAGAUUUUAAAGCCAUGUCUCGUGAGCAAUACAUAAACCAAUAUCUGCUCUAUGGGAAGUACAGAGGCCUCUACUAUCAAGAAAGCUUGGUGGUGAAUAUAAAAGGGGGGCCUAAAAAAUACACUAAAACUCUUUCCUUGGUCACCAGCAUAGACCUUUCAGGCAAUGACUUGCGAGGAGAGUUUCCUGAUAAAAUCGCAAAAUUGGUGGGUUUGGUUUCUUUGAACUUGUCAAAGAACCAAAUCAUUGGCCACAUUCCUCAAGGCAUUUCAAACUUGCGGCAAUUGUCAUCUCUUGAUCUCUCGAGCAAUGAGCUUUCAGGUGCAAUUCCUUCUAGCAUGUCCUCAUUAUCAUUUUUGUCUGCCUUGAAUUUGUCAAAGAAUAACUUCUCUGGCAUGAUCCCUUAUACUGGUCAAAUGACAACGUUCCCUGCUUCCUCUUUUGCUGAGAACCCUGGUCUAUGUGGAGCUCCAUUAAUCCUUAAAUGCUUAGGUGAUGAUUCAGAUAGAGGAGGGACUGUUAUAGAAGAAACUAGCAGUGAUGGCUUCAUUGAUAAAUGGUUUUACCUGAGUGUUGGUCUGGGAUUUGCAGCUGGGAUUCUUGUUCCUACGCUAAUUUUAGCAAUAAGAAAACCUUGGAGUGAUGCCUACUUUGGUUUUGUGGAUAAAAUUGUUGACAGCUCGAUGCGGGCGAAACGCAGAACAGCUACAAAUAGAAGAAAGUGACAUGUCUCUGGAGAUAGCUCUUUUCCUUUGGUUUUCUAAAUUGUAUAUGUAAAUUGUAAAGCCUUUUACAUGUUGUUAUGUAAUUUUCUGAAUUUGGGAAAUGAGUUUGGCGAAGAAAGGAACUGAGGUUUUUAAGCUUCCACUGCAUGUAGA
Molecule: messenger RNA, 3463 nt
Organism: Hevea brasiliensis (rubber tree)
Lineage: Eukaryota; Viridiplantae; Streptophyta; Magnoliopsida; Malpighiales; Euphorbiaceae
Product: receptor-like protein EIX1
Exons: 1
Coding region: 167-3310 (1047 amino acids)
Molecular function (GO): protein binding
Source: RefSeq, a predicted model, not a curated record